GUUCCGGAUGAGACGCCUCCACCCCCUUCGCCCCUCUCAUCCUCUUAUCGGCGAGUAAGCGGCCAACAUGGAUGUCGUCAACCAGUUGGUGGCCCAAGGGCAGUUCACAAUAAUCAAGCAACCGUUGGGAUUUAUAAAAUUCCUCCAAUGGAUCUUUGCGAUCUUCGCCUUCUCGACAUGCGGCAGUUACUCCGGCAUGUUCAAGAUGAGCGUGGAGUGUAAAAACCGGUCGGAGAGUGAUCUUGGAAUCGAAGUUGAAUUUGAAUAUCCAUUCAGGCUCCAUCAGGUUUACUUUGAUGCCCCCACCUGUAAGGGAGGGAACCCUGAGCGUCUCUUCCUGGUGGGCGACUACUCUUCCUCAGCUGAGUUCUUUGUCACCAUCGCUGUCUUCUCCUUCCUCUACUCCAUGGCGGCUCUCUCUGUCUACUGUUUCGUCCUGGAGAAGUACCGUGAAAACAACAAGGGCCCCCAGAUUGACUUUGUAGUGACGGCGGUGUUCGCCUUCAUGUGGCUGGUGUCGUCUUGCGCGUGGGCCAAAGGUCUGUCGGAUGUCAAGACGGCCACCGAUCCCGAGAGGGUCAUCACCCUCAUCACGGCCUGCGACGAACGAGAAAAUCGCUGCCGUGAAGUCCACGACCCCAAAGUCUCUGGGCUCAACACCUCCGUGGCUUUCGGCUUCAUCAACCUGAUCCUGUGGAUAGGCAACUUGUGGUUCGUCUUCAAGGAGACCGGCUGGAUGGCGGCCGUCGCGGGAACGUACAUGCCGUCGCAAGAAAAGCAGCCCGCCCCAGAUUCUUUCGCUCAGGGUGGCGGCUACGCUCAGCAGGAUCCGUAUGCCGGCUCCCAGGGAGGUUACCAGCCCGAGUACGGCCAGCAGGGGGGCUACAACGAGGACGGGGGCUACAGCCAGGGCUACGAACAGCAGCCCACUUCCUACUCCAAUCAAAUGUGAGCCUGUGUGCUGAAGCCACAGCUGCAGGAUGGGUGACCUUGUGAUUCCGGCGCUCAACCGCCGCCUGCGUUUCUGCACUCGUCUGUUAGUCUGUUUGUGUACAUGUGAGUUGGGCAAGUGGUGGGGGGAGG
Syngnathus typhle (broad-nosed pipefish) is the source of this 1083-nucleotide messenger RNA. It is a transcript of the gene sypb, whose product is annotated as synaptophysin b. NCBI's taxonomy places the organism in Eukaryota, Metazoa, Chordata, Actinopteri, Syngnathiformes, Syngnathidae. The transcript has 7 exons. Gene Ontology annotation, cellular component: synaptic vesicle; synaptic vesicle membrane; presynaptic active zone. Bases 68 to 952 code for a protein of 294 amino acids. The record is from RefSeq and is a predicted model, not a curated record.